CAAAAACACUGUGUUACCAAACAUCAACGUGCUCAUGUAACCAGUUGUGUUACGUGUGUCAUUGACUGGGCGGCUACAGUUGCAGACAUUUCGUUUGCGAUUCUUAGUGAAGUUAAAAUCUAUUUCUUUUUCGUGUUCAAGUACAAUCAAGGCGUCUAAACUUGAAGCUUUACCUCCUGCAUGUUGAUCUGUGUGCGGACGACGUACGUAUUUGACAAAUAUUAGCUGUUUCAAUGAAGAUUUCCUUCAUUCAUGUCGGUUUUUUAUGCUCAUCGUUUUUAUCUGCAUCGAGCCGAUUGUUAGUUCUUUGGCCCGGCCAGACUCUCAUUUUGUCGACCACCGCAUUCAUCGGAGAACCGAUCAUGUCUGGCAAAAAACGUAAAGCGACAUCUUCCGCUGGAAGUCAGGAGCCCGAUGCCAAGCAGCCGAAGGUGGCCUCAGAGAAGGAGGAGAAGCCGAAGAAAGCUGCAGGUUGGCUGCAGAGCCUCGUGAAGCAGCAGAGGGCUGACAAGAAGGAGAUGAAGUUCAAUAAAAAGCGCCAGCGUUAUAUAACCGACACCGAGAAGAUCAAGCAGGGCUGUAAAGGGGUGCUUUACUGGAUGUUAAGAGACCAGAGAGUCCAGGAUAACUGGGCACUGAUCCGUGCCCAGCAGCUGGCUGCAAAGGAGAAUCUCCCUCUGCAUGUGUGUUUCUGUUUGGUGGUCCCAAAAUCAGAGCUGUCCACUCUGAGGCAUUAUGGCUUUAUGCUGAAGGGUCUGGAAGAAAUUGCAAAGGAAUGCAAACAUUUAAACAUCCAGUUCCACUUGCUGCAUGGUGCAGCAGGCGACGUCCUCCCCGGCUUCGUGUCCGAUCGUGGCUUCGGGGCCGUGGUGACAGACUUCUCCCCCCUCCGAGAACCUCUGCAGUGGUUAAAAGACAUAGAAAAGAGCCUUCCAAAAGAUGUUCCCCUCAUACAGGUUGAUGCCCACAACAUCGUUCCCUGCUGGGUGGCAUCCCCUAAACAGGAGUAUUCUGCCAGGACCAUCAGAGGGAAAAUCACCAACGCCUUGUCAGAGUUCCUGACUGAUUUUCCUCCUGUGGAGAAGCACCCUCACACAGCAGCAAGCUCAGCUAAACCGGUGGACUGGGACAAAACCCUGGCUUCCCUGCAGGUUGACAAAGCGGUCGGAGAGCCGCAGUGGGCCAAGCCGGGAGCGGAAGCCGGGAUGAACAUGCUGGAGUCUUUCAUCGAUGUUCGUCUUAAACUGUUCAGCACCCAACGCAACAACCCCAACGUGGCGGCACUCAGCCAGCUGUCACCGUGGCUCCGCUUCGGCCAUGUCUCAGCCCAGCGUGUGGCGCUGCAAGUUCAGCGUUGUGGGAAGAGCGCAAGUCAAUCCAUCCCCCCCUUCAUCGAGGAGCUGGUGGUGCGGAGGGAGCUGACAGACAACUUCUGCUUCUACAACAAGAACUACGACAGGGUGGAGGGCGCUUAUGAGUGGGCUCAGAAGACUCUGAAAGAUCAUGCCAAAGACAAGAGAGAGCAUCUCUACACACGAGAGCAACUUGAGAAAGCAAAGACUCAUGACAAGCUAUGGAACGCAGCUCAGUACCAGAUGGUCAGUGAGGGGAAGAUGCACGGUUUUCUGAGGAUGUACUGGGCCAAGAAGAUCCUGGAGUGGACGACCUCACCAGAGGAGGCGCUGUCCAUUGCGCUGUACCUCAACGAUCGCUAUGAGCUAGACGGUCAGGACCCGAAUGGCUUUGUGGGCUGUAUGUGGUCCAUCUGCGGCAUACAUGACCAGGGCUGGGCAGAGAGACCUGUUUUUGGAAAAAUCCGCUACAUGAACUACAAAGGCUGCCUUCGAAAGUUUAAUGUAGCCGAGUUUGAGAGAAAGUACUGUCCCAAAAAGGCUUGAAAUGUUAUCAAUACCUUCAUCUCCCACACCUCUGCCUCAGGGAGCAUUUUUACAGCCUUUUUUAGCUGUGGAUGUUUUCUCUUUGUUCGGUUCUGCAUGUUCUGUAUAAAACGCAGAAGAUUACAGUUUGGGUUGUUGCAGGUAAUGAAGAGUCUCCAUAUUUAUCAGAACUUGAAGCCGUUUGUAGUAAACAGUAACUUAAAGUUAUAGAUGGUGCUCGUUGAAACUAAAUUCAUAUGAUUUUUUUUAUUUACUUUGUUUCAAUGUUGCCUUUUAAAUUCCUUUUUAUAUUAUUAGUUUUGUCUUAAAUAAAACUGUUAUGGUAGAACUUUCAGUCUUUUUUUGUAGCCUGGUUUUCUAUAUUCUUGAUAAGCAAAUUCAUAUGAGAUGUAAUUUGUUGUUUGAUGUUACAACUUUGUGUGUGAUACAUUUUUCUUGCUGUAAGAUCUAAACCAAGACAUGCAUUACUGUACAACAAUAUUCAGAUUAUGACCCACGGUGACUCUGUAUUGUCUUUAUUUUCAGCUCUGAUCAAGUAAAGCAAAAUUUUGGUUCA
Messenger RNA from Melanotaenia boesemani (Boeseman's rainbowfish), 2454 nucleotides. RefSeq names its product CPD photolyase (gene cpdp). Gene Ontology annotation, biological process: photoreactive repair. Gene Ontology annotation, molecular function: deoxyribodipyrimidine photo-lyase activity. The record is from RefSeq and is a predicted model, not a curated record. The transcript is spliced from 10 exons. Bases 234 to 1898 code for a protein of 554 amino acids. NCBI's taxonomy places the organism in Eukaryota, Metazoa, Chordata, Actinopteri, Atheriniformes, Melanotaeniidae.